UUGUAGAGUGAGUGGUUCCUGUUGUGAGGAGGCUCCAGCAGCCGGUGAGAGUGAGGAGACAACCUGUGUGGAGUCUGAGGGGACACACCGGGGGAUGAAACGCCACAACCUGGACAUGAAGCUGCCGUGAUGUCCGACACGCUGAGUCCGAACCGAACCAUGAAGCUCGCCGCUGUGGCCUUUUACGUGUUCGCUGCCGGGCUGCUGGCGGUCGGCCUGCGAGAGUUGCUGACUGGCUUCGAGGAGAACAGAUGCAGUAUGACCUACAUGUUUGAAUACCCGGAGUAUAGACGCGUGGCUCUUCCUCGCCGCGUGGCCCGACUCUACCCAGCGUACGGCCUCUACCUGUACGGAGAAGGUCUGUACGCUCAGGAGACCCGAGCGCUCAAACUCACCGGUGCCCCUGUGCUCUUCCUGCCCGGGAAUGCAGGCAGUUAUAAACAAGCUCGCUCUCUGGGCUCCGUGGCCUUGAGGAAGGCUGAAAACAUGGAGGGAGGUCUCCACUUCAACGUGUUCACCGUGGACUUCAACGAGGAGCUGGUGGCCCUGUACGGCGGCAGUUUGCUCCGGCAGACGCACUUCCUGCACGAGAGCAUUAAGGCCAUCCUGAGGCUGUACAAGCACCUGAAGACGCCUCCUCAGAGUGUGGUGGUGGUCGGUCACUCCAUGGGUGGAGUGGUGGCCCGGGCGCUCUACACUCUGCCCCGCUUCAACACCAACCUGGUCAGCCUCAUCAUCACCCAGGCCUCCCCUCACCUGGCUCCAGUGCUGGCCCUGGACCCGUACCUGCUCGAUUUCUACUCUGCAGUGAGACAGAAGUGGCAGAACCAGGCCAACAAGCUCAGGAACGUCACGGUGCUGUCAGUUGGGGGUGGUUACCGUGACUACCAGGUCCGCUCCGGCCUGACGUCCCUGUCUUGUCCUCCGGGAGACCCCAAUAAGCUGUCGCUGGUGGCAACAGCAGUUCCCAGGACCUGGGUGUCGACUGACCAUCUGUCCAUCGUUUGGUGCAAAGAGCUUGUUCUGGCGACUGUCCGGGCGUUCUUCGACCUCAUUAAUCCUGAAACCAGACAGUUCACAGAAAACCCAGAGAAGAAGCUGUCAGUACUGAACCAUCAUUUCAUCAGACACCCUGUCAGGGAGGUGGGAGAAACUCAAGACACCUCCAUCUCCAUCUUAGAUAUUCCUGAAGCGUGGAGUGAAGUGAACACGCUGCGUCUGGCCUACAGCACGCCAAAGGAAGGACAGGUCAAAUACUUCCUGUUUGCUCUGUCGAGUCGCAGGAAAGCUUACAGCCACUUUUACUGCCGGAGCAACAACCUGGAGAUGACCAGCUGGGUCUACGGCUGCACGCACAGGAACGGUUCUUCAUGUGUGCACGCGGUGGAUCUGUCCACGGGAACCGAGCUUCUGCCUCCGUACAAGGUCCUGAUUCUCAGUCUCAGUGACUUGUCUUCUGUUACUCAUCUGGUUGUUUCGGCCUCCAACCUCAACGGCAAACAGUUCACGGUGGAGUGCGAGUGGCAGAGACAAGAAUCUCAGACUCAGUCCGUCCCGGUGCCGCAUGUCUUGUCCUUCGGUCUGACCGUCAGCGAUGUUACAGUGAACUCUUCUGGGCUUCUUCACACCAUCGAGCUGCAGCACUUUCACCAGGUCUAUCAGGCCUUCAGGAUCACAGUUGCAAGCCAGUGUAAAGUUCAUAAAGAUAGACUUCCCAAUGUGUACAGAAUAAACGUGCCGUGGUUUCGAGAGGAUUCUUUAACCACAGUCAGCGUGCCGUCAGUCACUGAGAUCUCAGGGAUGCUCCACACAAGUCGUCCAGACAACAGCUCAGGUGUCCUCCUUCAGCUCCACACUGCCCCCAACUGCCAGUAUAAGGUGUCAGUAAGGACUUCAUUACCCAGAGUGCUCGGACAGAUCCUGAGGUUCUGUGGGCCCAUGGUGCCGGUGUACACGGCUGUAACCCUCCUCCUGGCCUGCGGGGGGCAGCUGUCCACCAUCUUGAAGACGAGGCGAGCCGCAGACAUGAGCCAGGUGGUGGGCAAAGGCCUGCAGCCUCACAAAGUCAAUCUGCCCGUUUAUAUCCUGCACAUCUUGCUAAGCUGUAGCUGGUUUCAGGAGGUCUGGUCAGGUCUCUGCCUCCCCCUCAUGGACUCGCUCCCUCCGACCACCCCUGAUGCGACGUUUAACGAGGGUGCUGUCCCAGCUGAAGAGUGGCCUCACUUCCUGUCCCCUCUGCUGUACAUCUUCGGGGCAGCUGUUGCGUACUGGGGCAGCGCACUCCUACGUCUCAUGAUGCGACUGGUCUCACUGGUUUUAGCUCCGCUGCACAGACCGUCCGUCUCCAGAGACUGUGGCACUCUGCGACCACGGACGCAGAUCAUCAUCACUCUGUGUCUGACUGUUAUAGGCGGGACUUCCUGUGGAGCGCUGUCCAUGGUUGUAGCCUUCCUGCUUCACCUUUACAGGGUACUGAGGCUACAAAUGACAGAGAGAUCUUUGAGUCACAUGCUGAAUCUGGCACCGGGGAAGCACAAAGACACUGAGAACGGGAAAGUGGACGCCGAAUCCUUAAGCAAGUCUAAAGAAUGUAACGGCGCCCCCCUGCUGUCUGAGUGCGCUCUGCAAGAGGUGAGGGACGACCUGCAGCUGCACCUCUGCCUGUCGGCGCUGCUCACGCUGCCUCUCAUGCUCAUCGCACCGUCACUCAUCCACUGGAUCCGCAACCUGAGGUACUCCACCCAGCUGGAUCCGGACCCUUGCUGGCCACACAUUGUGCCUGUAAUUAUUGUGUACACGCUGCUUAUUAACUGCAACACUUUAAUACUCAGCAACAGUAAACUCCUUCAUGUGACUACCUGCCUCCCCCUCCCCUUGGCCGUCGCCAUGGUGACCUUCUCUCCGCUCCACCUCUACAGAGUCACCUACUUCCUGUUGGCGGCGCUCGUCCCCCUGGCCUUGUGUUGUCUGCUCUGACGGUACCUGACCGGUCUCAGUCCACAUCUCCACCAUAACAAGCCUUUUCUCUAGACGAAGCUUUACUCUCCGAAGCUGGUUGAUCCGUUCUCGAGGAGACAUCCUCGGCCCAGCUGCCAUGGAGCAGAGCCAUAGACAUACAUAGCUUUGGGGAACUGCCUGCUCGAUGUUGGCACUAAAAGCUCCAUGGUAGUUACACUGAGUUUUAAAGAGAGAGGGAUGUAACGGCCUUGGAACAUUUGGUGCGAAUAUGGCUCCGAAGGAUCGACCCGAAACCAAGUUUGCCUUACUCUGUAUAUCUAUAGCUCUGCCUUCAAGGAGCGACAACUCCGCAACCAGUGAAGCUACUGAUACUAGAGAUUCACAACAGGGUGUUAACUGUUCUUAUGUCUGUUGUCUGCAGUGUCUUCAGUGGCAUUGUUCGCUGUGGUCACCGCGCUGUAAACUCCUACACUGCCUACCGCUUAGCGAUGACGUGAAGCUGUGUGUCGUCUUUUACUGUUGACUGUCGCGGCCACAAAACCGGUGGCUUCAACUCCAUCAGAGAAACCCAAAGGAUUCAUGUUUACAUCCUCCCCUUAAUCACCCAAACACCUCGUCUGCACCUGGUAUUAGAAUACAAUCAGACACGUUAUCCGGAUAAGAAAUUAAGGAGAAACACAAGCUAAUGAUUUGCCGUUUUAUUGAUGUGUCAGAUAAUUCGGAGGCCAUGUUUAUGUUCCCCACCACCAAAGCCUUUAACCACAGUUCCAGUUGAUUAUCAUCCUUUUAUCUCUUUGUUAUUAUGAGACAUGGCAUCAUAGAUUCAAAAUUGCAAAGGGAAGAGGAGACGCACAAAGUCUGGGACAACUGUUAAAUACUAAAAUACGUUUUGCAAUUAAAAUAACCAGAUUUUUCUCGCACAUUUUCAUACUCGUCCAUUCCUGUAACCAAAGGUUAUAAUCUGCCUAUGAAGUUUCCCAUUUGUUUUGUUUGAAAUUAUAAUAUAAUUGACACUUUGACAGUUCAGAUUUUAUUUAAAUACAGCCCCAGUGGGCAGAUAAUUACCUUUUUGCAUUUGUCAAUCACAGAAAGAAAACACACCUGUUAUUUAGUUUUAGUUUCACAAACUGACACUAUUUUUAUUCAAAGAAAGGAAAAACUUCAUUAAUUACGUUUGCAGAAUUUACAAAAUGGGACGAAUGAAUAGAGUUUAUACAUUUUCCUUAAAAACUCAACAGUCGAGCUGGAUCGUUUAUUAUCUGAUGCAGAUUCCAUUUUAACACCAGGUGUAAAUGAAGUGAUUGAUACAGAACAAUGUUAAAGACAAAUGAAGGAAUGAGAAAAUUAUGAUCCGUGUUUUCUACAAAAAAAUCAUGUAGCCAAACAACUUCUGCGACUUCACAUAAUUCUCUUUUCGUCUUGUUUUCCUGCAUCGCCUGACGCUCACUCACUCUCUCGUUCACUCACUAAGGCAACAGUGACUGUUAAAUGAGCGUCUAAUAGUCACGAGGUCAAAAGUCACAGUUUAAAAAUAUUCUCAUACUUGAAUUAAACGAGCCAAGAACUUGAAGAGAAAGGCAGCAAAGGAAACACGUCAACACUUUCUGCUUAUCACGACGACAACUCUCCACUCGUACCUGAUCUCUCCAUGCAGUCGCUUCCAUCAGUACUGUGAUUUUUUUUUUUCUUCUUCAUCGCUGUUCUGUGUGAAACUGUUCAGAAAACUUCCUGCACACGUGUUUUUCAAAUUAAAAGCUUCCCAGUGGGUUAGAGAGCAUUUAUCCUCCCUUUUCCUUCGAGGCUUUUAAUCUGAAAUUAGUUUUCAGUGACUGUAGCUUGAUUUUGACUGUAAAAACAGCAAAGUAGAAGCAAAUUUAUCACACACUCACACCAGAUUUAUGAUUUAUAUAAAAGAAACUUGGUCAUGCUGACAGAACUGAUGCUGUUUAAGUGUUCAGGUGUGAACUGGUUAAAGAGGAUUACAGCAGAAGUUAAUGAGCUGAUUGGGAUAAAUGAGCUAAACUGACAGAAAUUAGCAUCUGAUGAUGAGCUGAAUCAUAAAUAAUCACUCAGUUUUUCAUGUUAUUGACUCAUAACGACUAUAAUCACUUGUUGUUGUUGGUACUUUGACACAGACGCUGUACUUUGUUCUCGCUGAAAUUUUAAAAGCAGAUUAUUUAUUUACUUCCUGUAAGCCUCGGAUUUAUGCUCAGUGAAGGAUUACGGGACGUCUGUUCAGUAUUACAGCUGAUACACAUUUACAGUACGAUUAAAGAUUCAAACUUUAAGCUCCUAGCAGAUAUUUUAAACCCGCGCAUUGUGAUUAUAAUUUCCUUUCUUUGCGCUGCUGCUGUUUCGGGGGUUGAAUCACGGUUAGCUGUGCUGUCGGCGGAUGUACAGGUGAAUAUUAAUAACCAAGCAGCUCGUCACCGUUUGUCUUACUUUUGUUUUGAGUACAUGUGAAUUUAAACUGAUAACGUGUCCUUUUACAAAAUAAAGUCAGCCACACAUGGAGCAGAGCAGCAAGUAUUGAAGUUAGAGCAACAAAAAGUCUUGUGACAAUUUGAAUGUUUUGAAGAUUCGAGUGUGCUGAGUUGUUUUGACUUUUGAUUUUGUUGCCAAUUUGUUUUUGUUUUUUUAAGCUGCUUAGUUUCACAAGUGUUUUUAUGAAUCACUGUAAUAAUGAAAACACAACUACAGACGAGAGAUUUAUAUAUUUUCUGUUGCUUGAAUCUGCUCCAGAUUUCGUCAUUCUCGUAUAUUUUCUGCCUCUUUGUGUUUAAAGCUGUUUUAUCGUGUCGCUCUGUGUCACGUCCUCGUGUCAGUGAAGCAGCUGCUGUGCCUUUCUGCUUCCUCCGGCUGUCGGUUUGAAACCAUUCAGUCCUCAGCAGCAGGGUGUCGGCUUCAUGAUGAAGGCCCGCGGUGGAUGUGAGAGUGUUUCACCGGUUCGUUACUCGCAAGAAUAUUCAUCCAGCGCCGUAGUUUGAUUCUAGUUUGGGCGACUUUUAUGAUGACUAGAUACUAAAGAUCACUGGGGACCAAAUCACUCCACAAACACACGUCAACAUCUUCUGCAAAGACGCCCGCUGUUGUUCCUUCUGUGAAUGUACCUGCACUGUGUGUGUGUGUGUGUGUGUGUGUGUGUGUGUGUGUGUGUGUGUGUGUGUGUGUGUGUGCGUGUGUGUGGUUAACUCGUCUGUCUGGUGCAAAUCUUUUGUGUUUUUAGCGCUUUGAGAUCGCACAUCGUCCGGCUCGUCGUGAUGUCGUGGCAUUCACUCGACUUUGUAGAACAAAUUAGAAGACAGAGAGUUAUUGUUUUUUUGGUUUUUUUAUAUAUAUAUAUAUUAAUAUAAUAUAAUGUGGUUUAUAUCGGUGUUCACUGUGAUGAUGUCGUAGUUGCAGAGUUACACGCGACGGUUUUUUUCUUUCACACUUUGAGGGGAAGAAUGUGACGUUUUGGAAUAUUUUGAAUUGAGGCGACGUUUUGUGUGUUUUGUCUAAAUCUGGAAUAUUUUACAGGAAGACGUGAAAUCAGCUUAAACACAUUUCUUCCUGAAACGUUCCUUGAAUACGUCCAGUUUAAGUUCUGCAUUUUAUCAAACCUCGAUCUCUGAACACUGCCAUUUUAAAACCGGUGUGACAGACUGUGGAGCUGCUGCUCUUCUUGUGAAAAAUGCCUCCAUCAUCGACAGUGUUCAUUUAUUUUAUAUCCGGCUACAUGGUUUGAAUUCAGACAAAGAGAUCUUUACAUUAUUCUUCCAAUUUAACAUUAUUUACGACUGUGUGUGUGUAAAAAAAAAAAAAGGCUCCAGAGGAAGCUGCAUGUGAUCUGAUAAAGGGAAAAAAAACCCUCCAGUGAUGUCACCCAGUGGCUAAGUUGCAUUGUGGGUAAUGUAGGCGCACUGCACUUCAUUUACACUGUCGGGCUCGUUAUGUAGAGUUCAGAAACAAAAGAUCACGGUUGAUACAGCAGAACCAGAGAUAUCAGCUUUUUUUCACUUGACUUCAUCUCUGACUCUGAUCAUAUUUUUUUUUUUUUAAAUUACCUCGUCAGUAAAAAGUGCACGAUGAUCAAAAACACCUUCAAAUGUCUAAAUCAGCAGUUUAUCACAGAUUUCUCUCUUCUUUUUUUAUCACGUUUCCUGUUUUAGGAGCCGUUUAACAUUCAGAUCAAAUCACUUGGAGAAACUGAUCGUCUGCUUCAUUUGAUUUGAUCAUUUUAAAUAAAAUUUUUUAAAAAAUGUUUUGUUCUGAUCAACCACAAAAACGAACAGGUCAAACGUUCUGUCAUACCAGAGUCCCUUUAAAAAACAAGCAUUUUAACAGAUAGAGUUUAAUGUUGGUUAUUCUGAUUGAGAGACGGCUGUGAAAAUCUUCGUCUUAAAUCUGAUCUUUUCUGGUGUUUAUCUGGUGGUAGGGAAGUAAAAAAAAAAAUCACAUUUAAAUGUCUCGACUGUCUCUAAGUGCUUUAACGUCUGGUAACCGUAUCAGUUUCUUUAUUCUGCUUCUGCCUAGAGUGACUUUUAAAACCUGUAACCUCCUGCUAGCUGGUCCGUGUCGUGCAGAACUAGUUAGAACUCGUGUUAAUAAACAGAACCGGGCCGGUGACAGAAAACAAGACCACGUCCGACGCUGGUUUCUUUUGUUUCUAUUGUGCGGUGAGGCUCGAGCGUGGAAGAGUGUUUUCUCCUCAGGUUUCAAGCGUUCUCGUGUCAAAAUGGGUUGCUUUGAUGUUUUUUAUAUCUCUCACAUUUUUAUUAUCUGAUGUCAUUGUAAAUGGGCAAACUGUGCAAUUUUUUGGCACCAUUGUUGUUGCAAUAAAACCAAGAAAAACACA
Acanthopagrus latus (yellowfin seabream) is the source of this 7795-nucleotide messenger RNA. It is a transcript of the gene pgap1, whose product is annotated as post-GPI attachment to proteins inositol deacylase 1. Lineage: Eukaryota; Metazoa; Chordata; Actinopteri; Spariformes; Sparidae. The record is from RefSeq and is a predicted model, not a curated record. Gene Ontology annotation, biological process: endoplasmic reticulum to Golgi vesicle-mediated transport; GPI anchor metabolic process. Gene Ontology annotation, molecular function: phosphatidylinositol deacylase activity. Gene Ontology annotation, cellular component: endoplasmic reticulum. The transcript is spliced from 26 exons. The coding region runs from base 130 to 2976 and encodes 948 amino acids.